This is a messenger RNA of Rotaria sp. Silwood1, 459 nucleotides long. NCBI's taxonomy places the organism in Eukaryota, Metazoa, Rotifera, Eurotatoria, Philodinida, Philodinidae. The record is from the annotation of a GenBank genome assembly.
AUGCUAAAAGAACAUGGACAGUCUUGGGAUGGCGCUUAUUUUCGUGACACUAUCCUUCGACAACAGGUGAUCCCAUUUCUUCGUGAUUCGUCCAAUGUUCUCGAUACGAACGAAAUGAUAUUUCUUCACGACAAGGCACCUUGUAUGAAAGCGAAUGCAACACAACAUCUUUUAGAAGAUGAGAAUGUGAAUUUCUGGGGAAAUUCAAUUUGGCCAGGCAAUAGUCCUGACAUGAAUCCUGCAGAAAAUAUUGGUGCAAUUAUUAAAGAUAAAGUUGAGGAACUAAUGGCAAAUGAAGAUCGUCGUAGCAGAUACAAUUACGAUGCACUGAAAACGAAUUUGGAGAAUACGCUCAAAGAUCUUGAAAAUGAUACAGAUCUUUUUAUUGACUUGUUAUGCUCGAUGCGAAAAAGAUUUGAUGCUCUCAAGGCUGCUGAUGGGGGUCAUACGAAGUUCUGA